Nicotiana tabacum (common tobacco) is the source of this 1555-nucleotide messenger RNA. RefSeq names its product transcription factor bHLH87. The record is from RefSeq and is a predicted model, not a curated record. NCBI's taxonomy places the organism in Eukaryota, Viridiplantae, Streptophyta, Magnoliopsida, Solanales, Solanaceae. Gene Ontology annotation, biological process: regulation of DNA-templated transcription. Gene Ontology annotation, molecular function: protein dimerization activity; DNA-binding transcription factor activity.
AUAAGCACGUCUUCCAACAAACAUAUUGCAAAUUAAAUUGCAGCUUAAGAGUUAGAACAAACUCAUUUCACAACAAACUUGUUACAAAAGUUUCAAUGGAUACUCUGGAUUGCGAUGCGACGCCAAUCAUCAGAAGCGCGUCUUCUUCAUGGAAAAAUCAGCAACAGCAAAUGAUCAAGGACAGCUUAAUGAUGUGCAGUUUUGCCCCGGUCAGUAGCAAAGCUAAUGUUUUCACUCCAAUUCAGCAGCAAUGUCAUGAUUUUGGUGAUUCAAACGCGCCAUCGGCCAUGGUUCUUCAGGAAUUUGGAGCUGCAUUUGAUCCAAUACACGUCCUUUCUAGUUGGAACAUCCCCCAGCGCCAAGAAGCUGCGACAAAAUUGGCUGCGGAUUCUGUCGCUGGUAAAUCAAGAACAGGUCCAAGCAGGGAUUGUACUAAAAUAGGCCCGUCUUCUUUUCGUCCACAGAACAAUGUUGUGCCUAACUUGGGUGAUAGUCUAUCGGCAGUUUGUGGCCUAAUGCCAGAUAAUCUUGAUUGCAAUGGCCCAAUCACAAAGAGCAGGUCCCUUGAUUGCUUGCUCUCUGCAACCAAUACAAGCAAUUACACGGACACAUCGGUCGAAGAUGAUGAAAUUUCCAUGAUUUUCUCUGAUGAUUCCAAAAGACUGUGGAAUACCAACACUGACAAUUUUGCAGUUUCAUCUGGAGAAUCUGCAAUCGAUGCCUUCAUCUUGAAACCCAUCGAUGCCAAUGACAGCAACAAUAUUGAGUGCCCUGUUAAUGAGACGGAUCAACACAACAAUCCAAUAAGAUCUUCGGAAGCAAAGCGUCACAUGACCAAGAGAAGAAGAUACAAUCGUGCUCUGCUCCAACCAGAUUUGUCAACCAAAGACUCAGGUUUCAAGCUCAUAUCGGAAGACAAACCCAAGUCCAAGAAACUAAGAUCAGAAAAUACGAACAUCAAUUUCCAGCAAUCUAGCUCGUCAGCAUCUUCAGCAGAUGACGAGCCUGAUUCAGAAGCAAUUACGCAAAUGAAGGAAAUGAUUUAUUGCGCAGCGGCAUUCAGGCCAAUGAGCUUUGGCACAGAAGUAGAAGCGGAAAAGCCCAAGAGAAAGAACGUAAGAAUAUCAUCAGAUCCACAGACAGUUGCGGCGAGACAAAGGAGGGAAAAGAUAAGCGAAAAAAUAAAAAUAUUGCAGAAGAUGGUACCAGGAGGAAGCAAAAUGGACACUGCAUCUAUGCUUGAUGAGGCUGCAAAUUAUCUCAAGUUUUUAAGGUCACAAAUUCAAGCGAUGGAAGCUUUUGGCCAUAAAAUAGAUCCAUUAAUUAUGACUAACAUUAGGUCUUUAUCUUCAAUACCAUUCAACUAUCCAUUUCCCAUGCAACCCCAUUUUCCCAUACAAUUAGCUAAUCCAGUUCAGCGUCCCUAUAGUUGAAUCAAAGAGGAUAGGACAAUGAGAUCCAACUGUAAAAUUCCUCACACUUUUGUUAUUUGUGAAGGAGGUUAAGUUUUUGUUUUGCUUAAACGUUAAUUGGACGGGGCCUAUACAAUUAACCA